This is a messenger RNA of Hypoxylon trugodes, 1508 nucleotides long. RefSeq names its product peptidase. The transcript has a single exon. Bases 123 to 1202 code for a protein of 359 amino acids. NCBI's taxonomy places the organism in Eukaryota, Fungi, Ascomycota, Sordariomycetes, Xylariales, Hypoxylaceae. The record is from RefSeq and is a predicted model, not a curated record.
GUCGAUAUUCGUAUGUAAAAUCUUAAUAAGUGAAUUAUUAUAUAACACCAAAAUCUCGGUAUCCAUUUGCUUGAUCUCACCGACGGGUUGGCGCAGGCAGCAGCACAACCCCACAACCGAAAAUGCCUUCAACAAUAGUCCCAAAGGCCUUGGAGCCCGGUGCGACAAUAGCCUUCAUUUCACCCUCUGCUCGGAUCAAUCAUGAGUUCCCUGGUGUCAUGUCACGAGCGACUUCGUUGCUUGAAGGACGUGGUUAUAAAGUCCGUGAAAUCUAUAAUAGGGACACGGGAAUCCAAUCCUCCAUUUCUAAUCGCCUAGCCGAGGUACGGACCGCAUUUUCGGAUCCUACUAUCUCCGCCAUUAUCUGUACCAUCGGUGGACCGACGUUCACCGAGUUAAUACCAGCUUUAAGUGCUGACGCGGAGCUCCACAGCAUCAUCCGCGCCAAUCCCAAGAUAGUCGUGGGUUACUCCGAUAUAUCGGGUCUGCACUGGUUCUUGCAUGCAUACACAGGACUUCGCACCUUUUACGGGCCGGGAGCCAUUCCGGAGCUUGGCGAGUCCAGCUCUGUCGACGACAAAUCCAGUCCGCUUGCGUUCUCCGUCAAUCAUUUAUUCCGUGUCAUCACGAAUCGCGAACCUAUUGGAGAUAUCCCACGAUCUCCAACAUACACGGCAAAGGUCCCCACAAUUUUCCGUAACCCAGCUUCGGUAGAGCCACCAGAGCUCUCCCCUACUCCUGGCUGGAUAUGGUUGCGACCCGGUAAAGCGCAAGGACGGCUCUUCGGUGGUUGUCUAACCGUCAUAGCCCGUCUCGGAGGGGUCCGUGGUAUAGUUCCCGAUUGGAAAGGACGGAUAGUAUUUUUCGAGACGGCCAUAGGCGAUGAUGAGGAAUCCGGAAACCCACUUCCUCGAGUGCAGGCAGGUAUCGCCGAUCUCAUCGCGGAGGGCGUAUUCGAAGAAGCGGCGGGAUUGGUAGUGGGGCGACCAUUUGGAUAUGAUACCCCGGAGAUGAGAGAACAGUAUAUCGGAGUGAUCAAGGGGCUUCUAUGCGAGGGACGUUUGGCAAGCAAGAAUUUCCCGAUUUUGUUCAAUAUUGAUAUUGGGCAUACUUCGCCGAUGGUCACUUUACCAUUUGACGCAUUAGCUCAAUUAGAUUCUGAGAAAGAUCAGUUCUCUAUUUUAGAGCCAGGGGUGCUAUAAAGCAUUGCCAGUGCCGUCGGAUCUAUCCGAUUGAGGUCGUACAAACCAGUCAGUUAAGCACCUACUCAGGGUUGUAUGAGCAAAUCAAUCCCUAUAUCAAUCAAUUGAGAGUAAACCUAUGACUUACAAAUAUAAAUAUAUCGAAUUUCUAUUUAUUAAGGCAUACGUGUUUACAGGACGACUUAUCGGCGAUAAUUCCUAAGAGUGGGUGUCGCGGACAAUGGAAAGUAGAAUAUGUCCGAGCACUCAGGGGUCAAGAAUGCGGCGCGGAUGCACCAAAACCCAAGUGAAUAAUGCUAUCCUAGU